Molecule: messenger RNA, 2409 nt
Organism: Carya illinoinensis
Lineage: Eukaryota; Viridiplantae; Streptophyta; Magnoliopsida; Fagales; Juglandaceae
Product: zinc finger CCCH domain-containing protein 18-like
Exons: 8
Coding region: 288-1940 (550 amino acids)
Molecular function (GO): metal ion binding; RNA binding
Source: RefSeq, a predicted model, not a curated record
GUUGAUUUGAACUGAAGACAAGGCGCCCUUUAAAGCCAUCCUUACUGUCAUUGUUGCCUUCAUUUUUUCUUUUAACAAUGGAGUCCUUUUUUGGGAGGGAAGGUACAGGAAGUAGGAUCAAAAUAGCAAAAAAUAACAGCGGCAGAGGGGGAGAGAGAAAGAGAGGAACAGAGUGCACAAUCACACUAGUCAUGGCCAUCGUCGGAGAGUCUGAGAGGCCUUAGGUUGGUUGGUCUGACUUUGUUUCAUCUCCAGAGAACUGUUGGAUUUUGGGCUGGACUGGUGAAAUGGAUUUUUCUGAGUCUACGAAAGUUGUGUACAACAGAAUUCAGAAAAUAGAGCCUGAAAAUGUCUCAAAGAUCAUCGGGUAUCUUCUGUUCCAAGACCAUGGUGAACGCGGAAUGAUCAGGUUGGCCUUCAGCCCUGAUAAUCUGAUCCACUCUUUGAUAAAAAAAGCCAAAGCCGAGCUGGGCUUAUUUAAACCAACAGUUUUGGCUCCCGUCCCACCCUAUCCAGUGAACCAAGUACCAGUUUCAGAGCUUCCUUUACAGUUCACACCCUCCACACCACAUUUAUCAUGCCCAAUUUCGUCUCCAAUAACUCUACUUAGUGCAAGUCCCUACCGGGAUUCUCACGUGGCUGCUGAUUGUAAUGUAGAGUAUGCCUCACCAGCUUAUCCAGAUCCAAUCUCUGAAGAUUAUCACUUUCAAAAUCCAAUGCAGUUCUUGACUUUGGAAGAUCAGCCUCGAUCUACCAAUUCAAUUGGUUCAGAUUUUUCUAGCAAUUAUUAUCACUCAGAACCUGCAAUUGGUGUGAGAAAAGGUCAAAGGUCUCCAAGCUUGCCUGAAUUUCCUGUUAAGGUUUGCCAUUACUUCAGUAAGGGGUUUUGUAAACAUGGAAACAACUGUAGGUACUACCAUGGGAAUCCCAUACCAGAAAGCUUUUCUCAGAUUCUCAGUAAAAGUUCAAACGAUCUUCAUACUGAAGAGAAAAUCUUCUCUCCUGCAUGUCUUGAAAAGCUUGAAAUGGAAUUAACCGAGCUUUUGCAAUCAAGAAGAGGAGGUCCAGUUUCAAUUGCUUCACUUCCGAUGAUAUAUUAUGAGAAGUUUGGGAGGAUUCUUCAGGCUGAAGGCUAUCUUACAGAGAGCCAUAGACAUGGUAAGGCUGGGUAUAGCCUAACAAAACUACUUGCUAGGUUGAAGAACAGCAUUUGUCUUGUUGACAGGCCUCAUGGGCAGCACUCAGUAAUGUUGGCAGAAGAUGUGCCAAAAUACUUGGUAGUGAGAAGUGAUCCUGGUGUAAUUGUUGCUGGUUCUCGGCAGAUAUAUCUUACCUUUCCGGCUGAGAGUACUUUCACAGAGCAAGAUGUUUCUGACUACUUCAACAAAUUUGGCCUUGUCCAAGAUGUUCGGAUCCCUUUCCAACAGAAGAGGAUGUUUGGUUUUGUCACUUUCGUAUAUGCGGAGACUGUUAAGCAAGUUUUAGCCAAGGGGAAUCCCCAUUCUGUUUGUCAGGCUCGUGUUCUGGUGAAACCUUACAAGGAAAAGUCAAGGCUUGUUGAAAGGAAGUAUGCAGAUAAAACACAGCACACUAGAUGUUACGGUCGAGACUUGAUGGAUGGUGAUUUUGAGCUUAACUCGAUGGUGAGAGAUUUUGAUGAUUCAAGACUGCAUGGGACACAUCUCAUUGAAGAACAUGAGCAAGCACAUGAUAUUGAGAGCAGGCAUCUCCCUGAGUUGCAACUAACCCCUAAACCCUUGUUCCGUCGCCCGCAUUUUGGCUACUCAAUGGAUGAAUUAAGGCUCUCAGAAGCCCGUGUGGAGCAAGCAGAGUUCCAAUCUGCUAAGCGUUUUAGUUAUUUGCUCGAUGUUUUGGACAAUGGUUCCACCGGCGAGGACAAGGAAAGUUCUUGCAGCCCCCAAGGACUUAGCCUUCCAUAGAGCCCUUUUGCAUCGGCUACAGGGAAUGGCAUCUCAACAGUCAAAUGAAAGCUCGAAGACAGGAAUUAUAGGAGUAGAGGAAUGAAUUCCAAGAAGACUAAUUCGAGGGUACAAUACAAGAGGACUUACUUUUUCUUUACAAUUUUCACCUCAACUAGAAGUUGUUUCUCGAUGUUAGUUACUUUUGAAUUUUGAUGGAGGAGAGAGAUUGCAGAAGAAGAAUGAUACAGAGAAAAGCUAAUAUUUAACAAGUAUUAAACCUUUUUUUCCCGUUUAUUCUAUUUUUAUUUUUUAAAUGUAAUCACAAGGGCAAGCAAGCAAGAGAUCAGCUUGUGGGUCUUUAGAAGAAUAUGUAAUAUAGUCUGGCUUAGCUGAAGAAGAUGAUGUAGAGAACUAGAGAGAGAGAUAGAGAGAGAGGUGUAGCGUCUCUGGAACACUAAAGGAGCUAAUAAAUUUCUUCUAGAUAUAA